GGAAUGCGUACGCGAUAACGCUGGUUGUCGGCGGUGGUUUUGCAUGCUACACGUCUUGAUUUUUUGGUUUAAAUUUUGCACUUUAUCUACCAUCUACCGUUGUGAUGGCCACUCCAUUGGCAGGAAAAUUGGCACUGGUGACCGGAGCCGGCUCUGGAAUUGGACGUGCUACGAGCAAACUGUUGUCCCGCGAUGGUGCGAUCGUCAUCGCGGUCGACCGGAAUGUACAGGCCGCACAGGAAACGGUAUCAUCACUCAAUGCAACCGGUGAUAAUGCCGCGUACGAAAUGGACGUCUCAUCCGGGGAUAGCAUCGAUACCGUGCUCAAGGCAGUGGUUGACCGCUACCAGCGUCCCCCGACGAUAGUGAUCAAUUCCGCUGGCAUUACACGCGACAACUUCCUGCUGAAGAUGCCCGAAUGCGAUUUUGAUGCGGUGAUCAAUGUGAAUCUGAAGGGUACCUGGCUGGUACUGCAACGGUUCGGCCGUGCGAUGAUCGAGCACGAGUUGGCAGGUUCGAUGGUAAACGUAUCCUCAAUCGUUGCACGCACCGGAAACAUAGGCCAGUCGAACUAUUCGCCCAGCAAAGCGGGUGUCGAGGCGAUGACUAAGGUGGUUGCUCGCGAAUUUGGCCGGUACAAUAUUCGUGUCAAUGCGAUCGUGCCCGGCUUCAUCCAAACACCAAUGACGGGCACAGUGCCGCAAAAGGUGAAAGACAUGAUGAUCAUGCAGUGUGCCUUGCGUCGCUUCGGCAAUCCGGAGGAAAUUGGGGAAGUGGCAGCGUUUUUGGCAUCGGAUAAAAGCAGCUACGUAAAUGGUACAUCUAUCGAAGUAACUGGUGGUUAAGACGAGCUGUUUCUCUGAACCUUUUGCCCCGUCAUUCACGGGUCCGUAAACGAUACAGGUGUAAUAGCUUAAAGCUACCUCUUUUAAAACGUGCUACCUCCGUCAGCCAUGCAUUUACUGUUGAGAAUAAUUGUCAACAUAAUGUUCUCAAUAUUUUUUAGGCAUAUUUUGCUACGAACGAUGAGUUGAAAAAAGUGGAAUAAAAGAUUAUAUUGUGUCAA
This is a messenger RNA of Anopheles moucheti, 1066 nucleotides long. RefSeq names its product estradiol 17-beta-dehydrogenase 8. The record is from RefSeq and is a predicted model, not a curated record. NCBI's taxonomy places the organism in Eukaryota, Metazoa, Arthropoda, Insecta, Diptera, Culicidae. The coding region runs from base 105 to 845 and encodes 246 amino acids. Gene Ontology annotation, molecular function: oxidoreductase activity, acting on the CH-OH group of donors, NAD or NADP as acceptor. The transcript has 3 exons.